AUGGCCCCCCAAGUUACCGCAGUGACAGAGCCCGUGUGGCUCGGGGAAGGCCCGCACUGGUCGCACGACCACCAGGCCCUCUUCUUCGUCAGCAUCUUCGACAAGACCAUACAUAAGUAUGACCCAGCCACCAACAAACAUACUAGAGCUAAGUUAGAUGAUAUGCCCGGCUUCAUUAUCCCAGUAGAAGGUAAGACGGAUAAAUUCGUCGUGGGUGUGAAGCGCAAUGUGGUGGUGGUCCAGUGGGAUGGCGAGGGAGAGGCCAAAGUCAUCCGCAAAGUGGCGGAACUGGACCAGGAAAACCCUGAUAACAGGAUAAACGAUGCGAAGGCUGAUCCUAGGGGCAGACUGUUUGUUGGUACAAUGGGCUAUGAAUACGAGCCGGGGAAGUUCCACUUGAAAAAGGGAGCUCUCUAUCGCAUUGACGCGGACGGCUCCGUGCGGAAAGUAGAAAAGGAUGUCGACAUCUCCAACGGUCUCUGCUGGGAUCUGAAGGAGAAGGCCUUCUAUUACGCGGACUCCUUCGAGUAUGCCAUCAGAAGAUACGAUUAUGAUGUUGCAACAGGCGAUAUUUCAAAUCCGCGAUUUGUAUUCAAGUACAAGGAUCACGGGCUCGAGGGCAUCGUGGACGGCAUGACCAUCGACACCGACGGCAACCUCUGGGUCGCAAACUUCGACGGAUUUCAGAUGCUUAAAAUAGACCCGCACAAAGGCGUGAUCCUCCAAAAAGUGCCCAUCCCCGCCCUGCAGACCACGUCGGCGACGUUCGGGGGCGCCGCUCUCGACCAGCUCUACGUCACCUCGGCCUCCAUGAACAGGGGGGAGGAGCAGAAACCACCCUGCGGAUCUACCUUCAGGGUGACGGGGCUCGGGGUGAAAGGACACCCCAAUGCUUCUGUUAGAUUGGAA
This is a messenger RNA of Brenthis ino (lesser marbled fritillary), 909 nucleotides long. Lineage: Eukaryota; Metazoa; Arthropoda; Insecta; Lepidoptera; Nymphalidae. The record is from the annotation of a GenBank genome assembly.